This is a messenger RNA of Nicotiana tabacum (common tobacco), 1314 nucleotides long. RefSeq names its product plant cysteine oxidase 4-like. Gene Ontology annotation, molecular function: oxidoreductase activity, acting on single donors with incorporation of molecular oxygen, incorporation of two atoms of oxygen. Lineage: Eukaryota; Viridiplantae; Streptophyta; Magnoliopsida; Solanales; Solanaceae. The record is from RefSeq and is a predicted model, not a curated record.
UUAGGGCAAUAAUUCCAGGUGGUCAAUGAGAGCGAGCGCCAUAGUCUAUAACUCCAAUAAAAUCCAAAUCUCCAACCCCUCCAAAAAGGCUCAGAGAAAACGCAAUCGUUCUCUCUCCCUUUCUCCUCUUACCUCCCCGCGAUCUCUCUGUAUUUCAUCUUCAAAAGUAGGUGGCAAUGAUAAUAGAUAGCUGGAUCUGUUAAGCACCACGUGGAUACAUGAUCAUCGGCUUUGUUUGCAUUUGAAGUCCAGCCUGUGCCUGAUUGUUUACUUGAAGGGUCUUCUGAGAAAUAGAGGACCCUUCAGACAGGAUUUUUUGGGUUAGCUUCAAGUUGUUAGCUAUAAGAUAAGUUCGGUGCAUAGGCGGUCAGGGUAAAGGUGGUCGGUUCGAUAAACAUGCCAGCUGUACAAAAGCUUUAUAAUGCCUGUAUAGCAUCACUUUCUCCUGAUGGACCCAUAUCAGAAGAUGCUCUUGAGAAAGUUCGUUCUCUCUUAGACAAAAUCAAGCCUUCUGAUGUAGGUCUUGAGCAGGAGGCACAACUUGUCAGGAGUUGGAAAGGUACCAUGCGCGAGCAUAAUGGGGGUAUACGAUCGAUCCUGCCAAUCAAAUACCUGCACAUACAUGAAUGUGAGAGCUUCACUAUGGGAAUAUUCUGCAUGCCACCUUCUUCAAUCAUUCCUCUAAAUAACCACCCGGGGAUGACCGUUUUAAGUAAGCUUAUAUAUGGUUCCUUACAUGUGAAAGCCUAUGAUUGGAUCGACAGUCCGGGGCCUUCAGUUCCACCCGAAGGUACAAGACCAGCUAAGCUUUUUAAAGAUUGUGAGAUGACUGCUCCAUGCGGGACAACUACUCUGUAUCCAACGAAUGGAGGCAAUAUUCAUUGUUUCAAAGCUAUAACCCCUUGUGCUAUUUUUGAUAUCCUUUCUCCACCUUACUCUUCCAAUGAUGGACGUCAUUGCACUUAUUUCCGAAGGUCUCCUCGAGGAGAUCUACCUGGCGAGCUCGAGGUGGAUGGGAAGAUAUUCUCAGAGGUUACUUGGUUGGAAGAGUUUCAACCUCCUGAUGACUUUGUUAUUCGUCGAGGGCAAUACAAAGGUCGUGUUAUCAAACCUUAGGAUGGUUCAAUUUUUGGUUUUAUCAUUCAUUUUUUUUAAUGCAGUGAGUAGUUAAUUUGGGAUGAGGUGAAUUUAUAGUAUGUCUCAACAAUGUGAAAAUAAUGACUGGUGUUCUCUAUAGAAUAGGACAUUUCUUAUGUACAUAUCAAUAUACCGUACAUUAAUUUACUGAUCUCACCUUAAAUUAUUGCUUUUAAA